UCUUUUUUUUUUUGUGGGAUUACUAUUUCCACUCAUGUAAAGCCUUCGAGUACUUUGUCCAUCUACUGUUGUGACUGAAAUGCUCAGAUGGAAAACUAUACAUACAACAGCCUCACUCUUCAGCUCGAGGGGUUAAUGGUCACCAAGACUAACAAGUACCCUGUCUUCUUAUUUCUGCUCUUGGCCUAUGUUUUCAUCUUAAUUGCCAACAUGGGAAUCGUGAUCUUGAUAUGGAAGAAUAGAAGCCUCCAUCAGCCGAUGUAUCUCCUCUUCUGUAACCUGUCGAUAAAUGAUGUCAUGGGAAACUCUCUCCUGGUUCCACGGGUGCUCGCAGACAUCCUGGUGCCCCCCUCUGAGCGCAUUAUUCACUACUAUGAGUGUCUGAUGCAAGCUUUUACCGGACAUAUGUUCGGCACCAACUCACACACAGUGCUCAUGAUUAUGGCCUUUGACAGAUAUGUGGCCAUCUGUAAUCCCCUGCGAUAUGCUACGAUAAUGAACGGCAAAAUGGUGAUCAAGCUGACAGUUUCUGCCUGGGGAGUGUCCUUUGUUUUGGUGGCCAUUCUGCUCAGUCUGACCAUACGACUGAACCGAUGCAGGACUCUGAUCACAAACCCUUUCUGUGAUAAUCCCUCGCUCUAUAAACUCUCCUGUGAGGAUGUGUUCAUCAAUAACGUCUAUGGCCUCGCUUUCACUGUCGUCCUUCUCUCGUCCUCUAUAUGCAGUAUAAUUCUCACAUAUUCUAAUAUCACAGCAGCCUGUCUGACUAGUAAUAGCAAAUCUUUGAACAGUAAAGCCUUGAAGACCUGCAGCACUCAUCUGUGCCUGUAUUUGAUCAUGCUUGUCACUGGGCUGAUCCCCAUCGCCCUUCACCGCUUCCCCCAGUUCCCAGAGUACAGGAAGAUUUCAGUCAUUCUCUUUUGCAUUGUUCCCGGCAGCCUCAACCCUGUUAUCUAUGGGCUGCAAUCCCAAGAAAUACUCAAGUGUUUGUCAAAACUAUUCCACCUUGAAAGAGUUAAACCAUCAUUUUAA
Molecule: messenger RNA, 1032 nt
Organism: Perca flavescens (yellow perch)
Lineage: Eukaryota; Metazoa; Chordata; Actinopteri; Perciformes; Percidae
Product: olfactory receptor 52D1-like
Exons: 2
Coding region: 88-1032 (314 amino acids)
Biological process (GO): detection of chemical stimulus involved in sensory perception of smell; G protein-coupled receptor signaling pathway
Cellular component (GO): membrane
Molecular function (GO): olfactory receptor activity; odorant binding
Source: RefSeq, a predicted model, not a curated record